CUCCACUACCAUCUCCUACUCCACGACUCUCCCUCUCUCUCUCUCUCUCUUCUCGAACUUGGAAGCCUUUUUCCGCUUUCGCCCUCGGAAAUGGCGGAUAUUUACCGUAUUGCCACUGUGUUCUCUGUCGCGUUCUUCAUCAGCUGCCUCGCCGGGCCGUCCGACGCGGCGCUUGUGCAGCAACAGCCGCUGGUGCUGAAGUAUCACAAUGGCGCCCUCCUCAAGGGCGACAUCACCGUUAACCUCGUCUGGUACGGACGCUUCACCCCCGUCCAGCGCUCCAUCGUCGUCGACUUCAUCCACUCCCUCAGCUCCCCCGUGGCGGCCCGGGCGCCUCUCCCCUCCGCCGCCUCCUGGUGGAGGACCACCGAGAAGUACCGCGGCGGCUCCUCCAACCUCGUCGUCGGCCGGCAGGUCCUCCACGAGGCCUACACCCUCGGGAAGUCCCUCAAGAGGUACCACCUCCUCGCCCUGGCCAACAAGUUCAACGCCGUCAACUCCAUCACCGUGGUCCUGACCGCCGCCGACGUCGCCGUGGAGGGCUUCUGCAUGAGCUGCGGCCGCCACGGUACCACCCGUGGGGGGAAGUCCACCUACGUGUGGGUGGGCAACUCGGAGACCCAGUGCCCGGGGCAGUGCGCGUGGCCGUUCCACCAGCCGAUGUACGGACCGCAGACGCCACCGCUGUUGGCCCCCAACGGCGACGUCGGGGUGGACGGGAUGAUCAUCAACAUAGCCACCCUCCUGGCCGGCACCGUCACGAACCCCUACAACAACGGGUACUUCCAGGGCCCGGCCAGCGCGCCGCUCGAGGCGGUGUCCGCCUGCACUGGGAUAUACGGGUCGGGGGCGUACCCGGGGUACCCCGGCCGGGUCCUGGUGGACAAGACGACGGGAGCGAGCUACAACGGGCACGGGGUCAACGGGAGGAAGUUCCUGCUGCCGGCGAUGUGGGACCCUCAGACUUCCGCGUGUAAGACGCUCGUGUGAGAGGGGCUCGCACGUGGCAGGUGAAGAAGGGUGGGGGGAGGACCGCCGAGUUGGCGUCGCGCUGAUCGGACGGAAGGUAUUUCUUCACGUGGUCUAUACGUCGAAAGGGUACGAUAAUGAUGGGAUUCCCGCUCUGGGAAAGGGGUAUGACGUGUAAAUUUGGGUUUGAAAGGUAAAAGAUGAAAAAAAAAAAAAGAGAGAGAGAGAGGAAAUGAGAUAUCAGAGUAUGGAAAAUAACGAAAAUGUAAAUAAAGGAAUUAUAAGUACUUGCACUGCGUUUGAAUUUUGGAUAUUUGAAUACCCAUUAUUUUUCUCUUU
Molecule: messenger RNA, 1308 nt
Organism: Punica granatum (pomegranate)
Lineage: Eukaryota; Viridiplantae; Streptophyta; Magnoliopsida; Myrtales; Lythraceae
Source: RefSeq, a predicted model, not a curated record